Dovyalis caffra is the source of this 468-nucleotide messenger RNA. The record is from the annotation of a GenBank genome assembly. NCBI's taxonomy places the organism in Eukaryota, Viridiplantae, Streptophyta, Magnoliopsida, Malpighiales, Salicaceae.
AUGUUAAAAGACGAGAGAUUGGUGCAACAUCAGCCAACACAGUAUCCAACAUCAGAGGAAUUGAGUAUAGGCAAAAUCAAGUUCAAGGCUUUUGAUUUGGGUGGCCAUCAGAUUGCCCGCCGAGUUUGGAAAGAUUAUUAUACCAAGGUGGAUGCUGUUGUUUACCUGGUAGAUGCUUAUGACAAAGAGAGAUUCGCAGAGUCCAAGAAAGAAUUGGAUGCUCUCCUCUCUGAUGAAACAUUAGCCAAUGUCCCCUUCCUUAUUUUGGGCAACAAGAUUGAUAUCCCAUAUGCUGCCUCAGAAGACGAGUUGCGUUACCACCUUGGUCUUACCAACUUCACCACUGGCAAGGGUAAGGUGAACUUGGAAGACUCAAAUGUCCGUCCCCUUGAGGUGUUCAUGUGCAGCAUUGUCCGCAAAAUGGGCUAUGGAGAGGGUUUCAGGUGGCUCUCUCAGUAUAUCAAGUAG